AUGUCCGUGACAGGACAUUCGGAUGUCGACAUGGAGUCGGCAUCUGCCUUUUCACCUUCUGAACCAUCUAUUGAUGGGGUAUUUGUGUCAAAACACAACCAAAGUGCAGAGAUUUACCAGAUUUUUAAAGAAGAUGUGGAUGCGCUGCUCUCUGGCAGAACUCCUCAACACGAACAACCUGGAUUGAUACAGAGAAUCCUGCAUACGUGCGAGAAUAUGUAUGUCGUAUUUGAAGAUGAGAAGCAGCAUCUGAUGGGAGAUGUUUUGUUAUCCUGGGCAAUGAAACAACAACGGGGGCAAGUUGAGAUUGUGAAUGACGGAAACGACAAUGCUUCGUUCGUUUCGAAACGAGAGGGAAACAUAACAUUAAGCAAUUUAAGGUUUUACGAUAGUCAGGGUGAGCAUCGGGACACUGUGGACGCAGCAGCUCCAUUACAAACAACUAGAUGUGAUUCAUCUUCAGUAAGACUUAAUUGA
Strongylus vulgaris is the source of this 477-nucleotide messenger RNA. NCBI's taxonomy places the organism in Eukaryota, Metazoa, Nematoda, Chromadorea, Rhabditida, Strongylidae. The record is from the annotation of a GenBank genome assembly.